Messenger RNA from Epithele typhae, 1530 nucleotides. RefSeq lists its product as uncharacterized. NCBI's taxonomy places the organism in Eukaryota, Fungi, Basidiomycota, Agaricomycetes, Polyporales, Epitheliaceae. The transcript is spliced from 5 exons. The record is from RefSeq and is a predicted model, not a curated record. The coding region runs from base 1 to 1530 and encodes 509 amino acids.
AUGUCCUACUCCGCCACAUCCUCCACCUCCGAAUACUCUUCGCCCGCCGACUUCUGCGUCGCCCGUGAAUCACGCCCUACCACUGUCGACCCCGCGAGCCUUCUUCCUUGGGACGAGCGCGAUCGCGACAUCGACGCGCUCGUGCGCAUGGGAUUGUCAGAGUACCUGAUUGACUACUUUAUUGAUGUAUUGACCACUGCGGUGGCGGACGGAACUUGCCACCUCCCCGGAGCCCGGAGCGCGCUUGCGUGGAAGACCUACGGCCUCAUGCAAUACGUCCAUGACCUCUUCAGACGGAAGGUCACGGUCACCGGCGUGGACAGCAACAACAAGCCGUGGACAGAAGACGUGCGCUGGGUGCAGCCGGUGACGAUCCUCGUCGCCAUCGCCUUUCUCCGCCGGAUGCAGGUCAAGUCAGACGGCGGCGGCGCGCUCUUAUGCGAGCGUCUCUCGUUUGGAGUUAUGUCCAUCGCGUCCAAGGCGCACUACGAGGGCGGAUACAAGAUGAAGGCCCUAGUUGCGAUGAUAAAUGGCUCCGAUCGCCCCGGUGCAACGCCCCUUUUCGGACAACACCUGGAGUGCAAGCAAGGGCUCAAGAUGGAGCAGGACGCCCUUGAGAUGCUGGAUUACGUCGUGAGCAUCCAGAACGAGGACCUCAAGGCCCAAUACGCCGAGAUAUGCCAGCGCCAGUCCAACCACCGCACGGACAAGCGCGCGCGGGGCAUGGGUGAGCCGCGGAUGGAGGCGGACGUCUUUGCGAUGCUCAGCAACGACGCGCGCGACCUACACUGGAACCUCGAUGUGGACGAGGACUCCCGCCGCGGCAAAUCGCUUCUCUUCCCCGCUGUCUCGACUCCUGAGCCCGUUGCUCGUAUCAUCACCCUCAAGGAUCUGCCUGUUCUGGAGAAGAAGCGACUCGAGGAAGUUGAAGAACUUUUCUUCUUCGAGAAGGCGAAGGACGGGGCCAACGAGCUGGAGCUCCAGUACCCAGACGACGAGCUCGCUGGCUAUGAGGAUGAGGACGAGGACGAGGAUAUGGACCUCGGGGUUGACGAAGACGACUACUACUCUACCUCGGACAGCUCGCCCGAGAGCGGACACCUCCCCACCCCCGAGCACCGCCUUCCCCACGUCCACUCGCACGGCCACCACCUCCCCGUCCCCGCCUCAGCACCGAGCCACCGCAUUUCGGCGAGCUACGCGCAGGUCGUCGCAGGCUCGUAUGCGCACUCCCCACCCGCGCCCCUUCCUCCCGUGCGCGAGCUCCCGCCCCCCUUUCGGAUAUCCCCGGCGCUGGCGUCUCAGGACCGGUCGCACCCCGCGUACGCGGUGCAGGCCAAGUACCUCGCAAUGGCGUCCCCAGCGCAUGCGGCGCACGACCCCAUCCGGAGCAGCUUCUACGCGCGGGAGAACACGAUUCCUACCUCACACGGGUGGAAGGCGGCGAUGCCGGCGCAGUCGGCGUGGGGCGCGUUCAACCUCUUCACACCGACGAAGACGUGGGGGAGGCCGGCGGCGGCCUGCCGGUGA